This is a messenger RNA of Trichoderma asperellum CBS 433.97, 3057 nucleotides long. RefSeq lists its product as uncharacterized. NCBI's taxonomy places the organism in Eukaryota, Fungi, Ascomycota, Sordariomycetes, Hypocreales, Hypocreaceae. The record is from RefSeq and is a predicted model, not a curated record.
AUGAUGCAUCGCACCAACAGCGAGGGCGGCGCCUCCUCUACCGCCUCGUCGCAGAGGUGGCGCAUCCCCUCGGCCCUCCGCAAAUUCGGGAGCAUCAGCGGCUCCAGCAAGGACGACAAGAAUGCGACGAACAAGCAUGGCAGCUCAUCUGUCGACAACGACUCCCACGAACCCUCCAUCCACGAAAUCAGCUCUAUUCAUGAAACAUCAAAGUCGAAUUACCACCAGCUGCAAGCUCUUGUGGUGCGCAUGCGAGGCGCUCCCUCGGGCCCCAACCACGUUGAUGGCGCCUACAAAGAGUUUGACAAGAUUAGCAAGCGAUGCGCCGCCCUCUGCGAUGCCAUCCUGCGAGAGGAGAUUAAGCUACCUCGCAAGCUCUCCGACACCAACGAUACCCUCCCCUUGAUUCGCCACGACUCUCUAGCAGACACCCCUCGCAGUCCAAGCGCUCUAUUCGACCACAGAAGUUCCUUCAGCGGCCGCAGCCUGGCGGAGGUAGUCACAAAUGGCGGAAGCAGGAGUCAUCAUGGCGGGGACUUGUGGCUUACUCCUAUCCGUGACUGGAAGGCAUGUCUCGAGGUGCUGACGGAGCACUUCAAAACCAGCCUUGCCGAGACUUACAAGAGCUAUGAACGAGAUGCGACGCCGGAAAUGCUCGAGGCUCUGUUCUCAAGCAAGAAAUUCAGAAGAGAAGCAGUCCACCGAAUGCGCAAUGCGAGCGUCACCAAGAUUUUGUCUGCAGAUCCCCAGUUUUUUCCGCGGUACGAAAUACGAUUUAGAAACUACGAAAAAGUCAAGCAAGAGCUCAAUGAUAUUCGAAAACUGCUCCAAGCCGGAGAAUCGGGCAUCUCUCCGGCUAGAGUCGUCGAGGAAUUUGCCAUCGCCCCUCGUGGUGACGUUGUUCUCGAGUUUGCCAACCUCGGACCCGAUGCGACUGGCAACGAGCCUGUGCUGCGCUUCCGUGCUUCUUCCGCCUUGCUAUCAGAGACGUCGCCCAUUUUCGCGCGUUUGUUUUCCGGGCAUCCCAACAGUCUCUACCUCCACGAAACUGACGACAUCACGGAUCUGCUCCCGCCCCCGCCAGUGCCGUACUUCUGUGACGAUGGAUCCGAGGUCAAGUUGUACCGGAUGCCGCAGCAAGAGUUCAACCGCUUUGGCUCGCUCGAAAUCCUGCUCCACGCCGCUCAUAUGCACAACGAUAAAGUCCCCAGGGACGUUACAUUUGAGCAAUUUGUCGCCAUUGCAGAGUGCUCCCUGCGGUACAAAAGCACGUCGCCGUUGGAACUGGUCGUCGAGCACCGGUGGCUGCCGCAGUGGAUGCACAAGGGGGCUGAUGACAUGCCGGAUGGACUCCUCAUCAUUAGCUAUGCAUUUGGCCUCCGUCAGCUAUUUACUCGCAUGUCCAAGAGCGCUAUACUCAAUCUCGCUGACGAAAAAGACUUGCAUGGCAAACCUUGGCCCAAGAAGAUCAAGGAUAAAGUGUGGGCGGUUCGCUGCGCCAAGGUUGAUCAACUCUACGCAAGUUGUAGGAGUACAAUACAGGAAUAUAUCCGGCCACCGGCGCAGGACGAGUCAUCGGAAACUAAUCAGCAUAUAUCCCUUUCCGAACUCGACAGCCACCUCGCAUCACCGAUUCAACCUGCCAUGGCGCUGACCAGCACCCCGAGAUGUCCCAAGGGCAACCACUGGUGUGACGCUUCCAACCUAGGGUGGAUGAUGCUGGUGUACAACGAACUCGGCUUACUGCCAACCAUCGUACAGCCCAGCCUCAUGUCACACCUUCCCAACGUUCCUCCUCCAUCCAAGAGCUUGGCACAAAUGAUGGAAACGCUUCGCUCAACGCCGAGUCCUCCUGCACCGCUUCACCCCGGGGGCGUCUGUGACCCUGUUCCCGCGUUUCGGGCAUCAAUUGCCGAUAUCUACAACAGCGUCACUGGCUUGACCCUAUUUGAUAUCAGUGGAAAGAGCCACGGCUGGGCGUUGUCGAAGCACAAAGUGUCAGAGCCACAGUUGCUUCUCACUGCUGGCCUAAACCGAAUGGCUGCUGCGCAUGAGAACAUUCACAGCGUUGUUAGCGAAUUUCCGGAAGAGAUUCGAUUAAAGAUUCUUGGUGAGAUGGAGGGCCUGGAGGAUCUUCAGGCCGCUGCCAGGAUCAACCGAGGAUUCUACGAGACGUACAAGAGAAACGAACUUCAGCUCAUGCGUAACAUUCUACGUGCCGAUCGGAUACGAUGGGGAAGCAUAGGACGGUACUCGCUGGAAGAGGACAAGGCGGAAAGCAAAAUCUUGAAGGCCGAAGCCGAUAUGCUCAAAGAGAGGGGCUUCGGCGAUGGCGCAGAUGCAAUUACUCUGCGAAGCGAAGACGACGAGGGACUGUACGAUUCGGACGACUCGGACGAAGACGACGACAGCGUCGAUCCGCUCACUCGGAAUGGCUCUAUAUCCUCACAAGGCGGGCGGUUGCACGCUGGCCAUGACGACGACGAUGUGGAUAUUCUGGCUCGCGACCCGCCUCCACCGUUCCAGUCGAGAGAGGCCAAUCCACCACCACCGCUGCUGCCGGUCGUCAACGUUGACGAGAGCCACGACGGUUCAGAAGACGAUGACACGGCCACCCCAACAACACCCCGGCAACGCUCCUUUGAGCUCUCAGACGAAUCAACGACUCCCUCGGAUCGAACGAGUGUGGUGUCGGCAGAGGACAUUUAUGACCCCCCCAUGACUGAAGAAGAAGCACGCAGAAUCCUGUGGCCCGACCACUUGGUCGUGACUCCGCCCCCAGAGCGAGGCGCCGUUUCGCCUGGAGUAGAGGGUUUGCGGGAGAAGUUCCGAGUUGGCGAUAUAUCCUUCAUCGAAGGCCUUGAGGAUAAGACGCUCAUCAAGACGGAAACCAAGCAGCUACAGAGCGAUCACGACACAAGGAUGGGUCUGCUCAAAGACGACGCGCGGCCUAGCUCUAGCUCGUCGACCCGAAAAGCUUCCAACGGGGUUGAACACAUAGAAAAGAUCAAUGGCAGAAAUAGAGGAGAGGAUGAGGUGAAAGUGGUGCUGUCUUAG